ACGCGGGAAAUUGCGUACGCUAAAGACCAGACGGCUUCCGGAACAGAUUUCCAUGGAAAACUUUCAGAAAAUAGAGAAGAUUGGCGAAGGGACCUAUGGCGUGGUGUAUAAAGCACGAGAUAAGACCACCGGACAACUUGUAGCAUUGAAGAAAAUCAGAUUAGACACUGAAUCCGAGGGAGUGCCCAGCACAGCCAUACGAGAGAUAUCACUUCUCAAGGAGUUGGAUCAUAGCUGUAUUGUCAGGCUGUUAGAUGUUGUCCACAGUGAGCAGAAACUGUAUCUCGUAUUCGAGUAUCUCAACCAAGAUCUCAAGAAAUACAUGGAUAGCUGUCCAGCUGCAGGAAUGCCUUCAUCACUUAUCAAGAGUUACAUGCAUCAGUUAUUGCAAGGGAUAGCUUAUUGCCACUCGCACCGAGUGCUUCAUAGGGACCUGAAGCCGCAGAACUUGCUGAUCGAUGUGGAAGGCAAUAUAAAACUGGCUGAUUUUGGUCUGGCCAGGGCGUUUGGUGUUCCUGUCAGAACCUACACUCAUGAGGUUGUGACCCUGUGGUACAGAGCCCCUGAGAUCCUCCUAGGUAGCCGAUUCUACUCCACCCCAGUAGAUCUCUGGUCCCUUGGAUGUAUCUUUGCAGAGAUGAUGACAAGACGUGCUUUGUUCCAAGGAGACUCUGAAAUUGAUCAGCUAUUUAGGAUUUUCAGGACACUUGGAACUCCGGAUGAGAGUGUGUGGCCAGGAGUUUCCCAGCUUCCUGACUUCAAGUCUUCCUUCCCUAAAUGGCCCCAGCAGUCUAUCAGCAGCAUUGUUCCACACCUCACUGGUGAAGGACUGGAUUUAAUGGCUAAAAUGUUGAAGUAUGAACCAAGUCAGAGGAUAUCAGCCAAGAUGUCUCUCUCUCAUCCGUAUUUUAAUGGUGUCUGCAAACAAAGACCACCGCAGAUCUUUAAGUGAGGCAGUGAUCAAUGCAUGCUUUAACAGCCUCUAUUUUACUCAGUUUUGUGUCAACCAAUGUUUUCAACCUAUCUAUUGUAAAAUUGGGUUCUUUGAUCUUGAGAUUGUCAAGAUCUAUUAACAUUGCAUUGAGGGUCGUGUUCCUGCUAUCCGACUUGUACCCAGAAAGGAGAGGACAGAUUAUGUCAUGGCAGUUUAAAGGUUCUCUCUCCUAAAACUUACCAAGUUGGAAAGUGCAAAAACAUAGCUUUUACAAAAGAUAUGUUCUAAGUGUCAUCUAUUGUCUGCAAACAACUUUAAUGUCAUUAUAAUCACAAGUUGAAUUUGUAUUCAAAUAGAGCAGAAUGUGGAGGGGAAAAGAUACUGACAUCAUAAGAGGUACAGGUGAACUUUUUUAUUUGAUUGCUUGCACUGAUUGAUGAGGUUAGCUUUGUCCUCUGUCAUCAUUGUAAACAUUUUACAUGUACCUUGUCGACUUUAUAACUCGCUGAAACUGAUUUCAAUCUAACUUACCACAAGGUGUUUGUUCAUUGAAGGGUGAUAUCCCCUUCCAAGGUAGAUGAUUAAGAAACUGCUGAUCCAGAAAGGCCUAGACCUGCAUGAAGGCUUCUACUUAUGAUGAAGAUUCAAGUUUGUUCACAUGUUGACUCUCGGUGCAAGAGUGAUGCAACAGUAGGGAUUCAAAGUUUUGUGUAGGAAUAGAAACGGGGGGAAAAACAUAUUAAAAAAUUUGAAAAUUUCUAUAGACCAACAAGGGAACAUAUUUAUAUGCAAACAGUCUAAUGUAGAGUAGAUACAAGUAUGUUCAAGCUGUGACCCUUUGGACAUGGACAUAAUAGGGUUUUAGAGGUUAACAUGGAAAUAUAUAAGUGAAUUCUUUAAAAAAUUUCAAAACCAUAAGGAUACAGUUUGUCAAAUUGAUAUGCAAACAUCCUCCUGUAGUGUAGAUGAAGCCUAGGGAUUUAAAUUUGAUGCAGUAUAAGAAAGAUAUUUAUAAUUUACUACUCAGGAAGAACAUUUGUACAAUUAUCAAGUAAUACAAGAACUGUUGAUUGUGAUUGUAAUAAUAAUAGGGGUCUAUACCAUACCACCCCCUAAGAAUAGGUAUAUUGUAAGGGCUCUCUAUUCGCUCACAUAAAUCAUCAUUAGUGCUUUUGUUUCUUGUGUAUUUUUUGCAAGUAUCUCAAUGCAUUGCAGUUUUUCUCAAUUAAAUCAGAGUGACAUGGAGCCAGAAUUAUUGCAUUACAAACAUGUUAUGUUGCUAUUUUGACACAAAAUGGCAAUUUUUUAUGCCAUUUUCCUUCUAGGAAAUGCCGAGUGCAGGCUUGGACAACUCUUUCAUAUUUACACCAUAACUUCAUCUUUCAACUGCACGAGAUAGAAAAAAAAACAUUUUCUCUCCAAAUCUGAACUGUAUUUCCUGAAAGAAAUUCACAAAAAUGAGCAAUUUAACAUUGAUAAAUUGGGUCAUUAUAAAUGCCAUGUAAGUUGAUUUAGUUAAUGAACAAUAGAGCUCUGAAAAUUAAAACAUGGUUACAUUUCCAACAGCAAUUUGAUAAUUACAGUUCGUGAAAUAAUAUGCAAUCACUAGGAGACAUGUAGUGUAUAAAGUGGUUAAAUAGCAGGACUUGUAGAGCAGCUGUUAGUGUUCCAGUAUAGUCUCUAUGAACCAAGUAGUUCAGGUGGAAGUUGUGGCUGCUCGGUCUCUUUAAGUGAGCCGUGCAGUGUAAGGUGUGGCUGCUCGGUCUCUUUAAGUGAGCCGUGCAGUGUAAGGUGUGGCUGCUCGGUCUCUUUUUUAAGUGAGCCGUGCAGUGUAAGUUGUGGUUUCUUUGCAGUGAUUGAAUUGAGAUGCAUGUACUGUCUGUGUCUUCAUUACUUCAGGUCACGAGAGCAUGACCUUCAGUGCAAUGUUAAAAUUUUGUAGUGAUUUUUAAAAGUGAGUUGAUGAAAAAAUGCAAUUCAAAUUUUGUUCUCAACUACAUGACUGUGAUACACAACUCUGAUUUAACAUAUUCUGUUCUUCUAAUGCGCUAGAUUUUAUUACAGGAUUGUAAAAUCUGUGGCUUUAGUGUUUGAAAUUUUUAAAAAUUUCAAUGUAAUGUUAAUGGGUCAAUAGAUCAAUUGUAUGAUUGUGAUUUUAACAAGAUUAUUUUAAAGAGUGACUGAAAUAUUUAUUGUUAAAAGUUUCAAGAAUUCACAAUGAAUUGUUAAAUCUCAUAAAGUUGUAUACCAAGUUUUUUGACAUGUUCAGGUAUUUAUUGUCCUUUAUUUUUUAACUGCUGUGAGAAUAUGAUCAUGCAUAUCUUGUGUUUUUUUUAACUCCUUGAUUAAAAUGUACUGUACACAAACACAUUCUGUGAAUACUGCACUGGAUAUAAUGUGCAUACACUGUACCUGUUCAUUAGUGUUGUACAUAAUUACAUGUAUCUGUUUUCAUUAUGUUGAAUAUACAGAAGUAUAGUAUUUUUUUAUACACUGUAUUGUUUAUUAAAUGUCAGUGAUGUAAA
This is a messenger RNA of Ostrea edulis (European flat oyster), 3459 nucleotides long. Its product is annotated as cyclin-dependent kinase 2-like. The coding region runs from base 53 to 952 and encodes 299 amino acids. Gene Ontology annotation, molecular function: cyclin-dependent protein serine/threonine kinase activity; ATP binding; cyclin binding. Gene Ontology annotation, biological process: G1/S transition of mitotic cell cycle; regulation of G2/M transition of mitotic cell cycle; regulation of gene expression. The record is from RefSeq and is a predicted model, not a curated record. The transcript is spliced from 8 exons. Lineage: Eukaryota; Metazoa; Mollusca; Bivalvia; Ostreida; Ostreidae. Gene Ontology annotation, cellular component: cyclin-dependent protein kinase holoenzyme complex; nucleus; cytoplasm.